GAUCAGCCGUAUACGUACGGUCCAUGUGGCCCAAGUCCUAUCAUAUUUUAUGCAUAGCGUUGUGUGAACGUUGCGUUGAUCGCCAGACUCGCCGUCGUAUGGCAAGCGAAGGUCUCGGAAGUAGAAAGCCCAAACAGUUUGAUUCUUGCAUCGAGUAAAAAAGGUUGCAUUGUGUUUGCCGUAAGUUUCGGAGCGAGUUGACCGACAAAUCUCCGUUUUUCCUUGGACAGCGCCGAUCGAAACGUGUUUAUGUUGAAAAGUUUUUUUUUUAUGAAAAGUGCAGUGAAAAGGUGCAGCAUAAAAUCGGAAGAGUGCAAGAGCAAGAUAAAACAAUUGUGUGUCCAAAUGUUUAUGAUUUUAUGCACAUGAGAAACCAUUUUGUGCAACAAAGUAAGACGGUGGUGCAGUUUGCUGCGAUCAAGUGUUGGCUCCCCUUUGGAGUUCACCGUGGUUUAGUCAGCAGAAGGCGGCAUUAGUGGCCCCAGCGCGAGAAGAUUUGAAGCAUAAAAAUAAGAGUGCAGUGCGGAGCAGACAAGAGAAACGACCCGAACGCCAGAGUCCGAGGCAAACGAGGAGGGCCACAGUCGCAGAGCACUUUCCAUUCUCAUGCCCCUACUGGACAGCGGUUUGCAGUAAAGAAAAAGUUGAUGUUGACUAAUCUCGUAUUAGAUUUCCUAGCAUGUCAGAACGCCGUGGUACGAAGGCUCUAGAACUAUGGUGUCGCCGCGUCACCGAGGGCUAUAAGGAUGUCCGAGUCACAAACAUGAGCACCUCCUGGCGCGACGGCCUCGCUUUCUGUGCAAUCAUCCACAAUUUUCGACCGGACUUGAUAGAUUUUGCGGCACUCAAAAAAGACGAUAUAUACUAUAAUAAUGAAAUAGCAUUCAGUAUCGCGGAAAAGCAUCUCAACAUCCCCUCACUGUUGGACCCGGCUGAUAUGCUAAAGUAUGAAGUGCCUGACCGUUUCUCAAUACUAACCUACCUAUCACAAUAUUACCGAGUAUUCAGUAAUCAAGAACCAACCACCACGAACAAAAAAGUAGCAGAAAAGGAAACCAAAUCGACGGACGGUUUGGACGGCAAGAUGGCCAACUCAACCGCUUUCGUUGGAGUCCCAAAACGUGAGCCCUGCCGCAAGUGCGGAAACCCGGUCUUUUUUGCCGAGCGGAUAAGUUUCGAACAAAAACUGUUUCAUCGCUCUUGCCUAAAAUGUGCCCGCUGUGGGACUCAGCUUACGUUGGGCAGCUUCUACGAGACGGAAACCGAUGGCGAAUAUUGCUGCGAAACGUGCCCAGACGAGGAAAUCCAAAUCACUGAACGACGACGAUCGAUGUCGUCAGACGUGGCGGAGCCGCCCGUUAAUAAUAGUCGUGACAAUGUUCGCAUCAGUCGUAGCAGUAAACUGUUGGAGCGCAUAUCGUUUUUCGAGUCGGCAUCACUUAGCGAUGAGGAGAAAUCAGUCAACAUGGUUCGGCGGGCCAAGAUGACUAGCUUCCUCAAAGAUUCGCUGGAAAACGGUAAAGAACCAGAGAAGACUGAACCAACCGCUGCCGAAGAGUCUUCGGAUAGCGACAUAGAGCCGGAAGGCGAAGAGCCUCCUCCAAUCCCGCCAACAACUGAACCUCCUCCAUUGAUAUCUCAAGAAAUAGAACAAUACCUAAUUGAAUCUACUGUCGGUAAUGAAUCGCCUCAAAUACCUAGCGAAGUCAAUUCGGAAGAGAAACGAAACGGCAAUCAAGGAACUGACGAAUCCGUUACUGAGUGUGAUAACAAUGAAUCUCUUGAGUCACCUAAAAUCAAACGUAAGACUUCUAGAACUUCUGAUGAAUUGAAAAACAUCAUUGAUGUUGAGCCUGAAAAUUUGGAAGAGGAUUCAAUAGUUCAGCCAACAGUAGGUGAAAACGCAUCCAAUGAGAAAGAAAAACAUACUCUCGAUACAGAACUUACAGUUAGGGAAGACUUGAAUGAUGAGCUACAUAAUGAACCAGAAAAGGUGGAAGAGGAAAAGAAUCAGUCAAUAAAUGUGCCUGAGGUUAAUGUGAUUUGUGAUGAAACGAUUGACUCUACUUUGAACAAACUAGACGAAGUGCCUAACCAUGAAGCCAUUGAAAUAAGUGAUAUCGUUAUUGAUGAACAGAAAAAGCCGGAAAUUAUAUUAGAGUCUGUACAAAACCAGGAUCAAGAGCCUACAGCUGAAGAACAGUAUCCUUCGGAUUUGAAUCCCUUUGGAGACGAUUCUGAUGAAGAUAAAACGCCAAUUCCGUCCAAGCCUGUUCCUUCAGCACGUAAAGCUAGCACAAAUCCAUUCGGAAGUGAUGACGAAGAUGAAUCGGUGCCAAUUAGUAAUAAACCGCCUCGUCCACCACCUCCCAAAAUAAAAUCUGUUCCUGCAAAUCCAUUCGGCGAAGAUGAAGACGACGAACCUGAGAAAGAAAUUGUUCCAGUGAUCGUUAAACCCUCUCCUCGACGAACUCCGGUUCCCACACCGCGCAAGCAGCACAACCAUUCAGAUUCUAUAAGCUCGGUGGAGACCUCUUUUAUGUCGAGUCAGUUCGGUGGCUCAAAUGUCUCGCUUGCUUCAUCUUUGGACAGUGCAUCUGCUUCAAUGACUAUAACGCGCCGCAAAAAAUCAAAAGCACCGGAUGUACCAGUUGCCAGUACAAAAGUAUCAACCGAAAACUUAUCCUUAUCUACGACGCCGCGUAAAAAACGCAUAGCUCCGGCGCCUCCGUCAUCUACGCCGAAGCCAAACGAACAAAAAUCACUAUCCCCCAACCCUACUCAGCGACUCAUAAAACUCGAUGCCAGUUUAAUCAGCAAUGAUUCAGACUUCAACGAGUCGAUGAGUCGAGUAUCAAACAACGACUCUGUAGUCUACCGCAGAACCAUCGUUCCCUUGAAAGUUGACGAUGAUAGUCUGACGCUGGAUACUAUACCGAGCGAAAGGCAAUGGGAGAAAAUGAAGGACAACAAGGAAGCUCAAAACCGCAAUCGUCAAUCGCAGACGUCACCAACCAGCUCUCAGAACGACUCCUACAACGCAUUGAUCUCCAACAAAUCUCAGCAGGGUAAAUGGAAGCGGCGCAAAGGGCCGGCGCCGGCUUUGCCUGUGCCAUUGCCCGAGCGAAAGGCGAUCAAAAUGCUCCCGCUGAAAGAGAUUCGCCAGGAGCUGGACAUUAUCGAAACGCAACAACAGGGACUGGAGAAGCAGGGCGUGAUACUGGAGCAGAUGAUUCGCGAACGGUGCGAAGGCGUCGAUCCGGAAAUGGAUAUCACCGGGAUCCAGACCAAUUCGAAGGAGGUGGAAGAUCUGAUUAUGCAGCUGUUUGAGCUGGUGAACGAGAAGAACGAACUUUUUCGGAGGCAAGCCGAGCUGAUGUAUUUGCGCCGUCAGCAUCGAUUAGAACAGGAACAGGCUGAUUUGGAGUACGAAAUUCGUCUGUUGAUGGCACAGCCUGAACGGAACAAAACUGACACCGAUAAAGAGAAGGAAGAAGCAUUAAUCGCUCGGUUGGUUGAGAUCGUCCAGAUGCGAAAUGAAGUAGUUGACUGUCUUGAAAUGGAUCGACUGAGGGAAGCGGAAGAGGAUAUGAGCAUUAAACAAAGUAUCGAAGAAAGAGCAGCCAGCCAGCAGAAGCACGGUAAAAAGGAUUCCGACUCGGAGAAAGCUGUUGGAAGUGGUGACGCAUCGGUGAAGUUAUCGAAGAAAGAAAAGAAGAAACUCAAGGAAGCAAAAAAGCUGGCCAAAUCGAAGAAAAUCGACUCAGAGAAGGAUGCUGACGAGACCGAAAGCAGCACCAAAGAAAAGAAAAAGAAGAAAAAAUUCUUUGCUGACUUCCUGCAUCCUAAAUCAUCUAAUUGCUAGAAUAAAUUUCAAGCUUGUUCAGACACAGAAUCAAUCUAUUAAAUGGUCUAUAGCAACAAAAAGCUUUCCGCUUAUAUUUUUAGAUUCUGUGUGGCAUGUUAUCAUACGUGCGAGCCUUGCUUUAAACAAUCGAAACAAUCGUACAUUCCAGUUUGCUGUUGCAUACUAUAAUAGUUCUUCAAUACUCCUGAAGAAUAUAGUAAAGAAGUAGUUAAUUAGCUGUUAAAUUAUGACAUAAUUUUCCCCGCUUCGUUCAUAUCAUUUUGAUUUAACAAUGUUAAAGUUUUUCGUGUCUUGUGAUCGUUUCAUUUGUCAUUUCAGAAAGCAUUUAUAUAUCUAAACGAUACAUUUUGUAAAAAAAGACGUGUUCUAGCUCGGUUAAGUUUUGUUUACCUUUUUUAUCGUUUAUGAUAUGGGAUCCCUAUUUUUUUCUGUGCGAUUUGUGAAUAUAUGUAGUAACAAUAGAAAUAGUCAAAA
Messenger RNA from Armigeres subalbatus, 4342 nucleotides. It is a transcript of the gene MICAL-like, whose product is annotated as MICAL-like protein 1. Gene Ontology annotation, molecular function: protein binding. The transcript is spliced from 10 exons. The record is from RefSeq and is a predicted model, not a curated record. NCBI's taxonomy places the organism in Eukaryota, Metazoa, Arthropoda, Insecta, Diptera, Culicidae. The coding region runs from base 680 to 3865 and encodes 1061 amino acids.